Molecule: messenger RNA, 1238 nt
Organism: Paramecium sonneborni
Lineage: Eukaryota; Ciliophora; Oligohymenophorea; Peniculida; Parameciidae
Source: the annotation of a GenBank genome assembly
AUGAAGCAACCACUACAAAGUCGAUUAAUUAUAUAAGAUGCAAGAAGAAAGAAUUUAAGUGCCAUCGCUAUUCUAGAUCCUUCACCUAAGUAAGUCACCAUAAGAAAGGCUUCUAUUGGAACUUUCAAGAAUAAAGAAAAUAUGAAUAUUAAUGAAACAUAGAAGCAAAAAACUCCUUAAAAUACUAACACAGAAGACAUUAGAAAAUAAAUCAGUCAACUUAUCAAAAGAACAACCCAACAAUAGAGAACUAAAUUAAAAAAAAUAGACAUCGUCUGUGAAGAAUAAAUAGAAAUUAAUUAUAACUAAGAAAGCAUUUUUGAUGAAUUUACACUUAGAUUACUUUACUAAAAAGAAUUAGAGUAUAAAGUACAUCCAUCCUUUUUUGAACAUCAAAUAAAUAUCACUCCACUAAUGAGAUCUAUUUUAUUUGAUUGGAUUAGUGAAGUUUGUAAAGAAUUCACUUUGAAAAGAGAAACCUUUCAUCUUUGUGUACAUAAUCUAGAUAGAUAUAUGUCUAAAAUUUAAAUCUCAAAAUAAGAACUUCAAUUAUUUGGUUUAGCUAGUCUAUCUAUUGCAUGUAAAAUAGAAGUAAAAAUCUACAUCUAUUCUAGGAAAUAUAUCCUCCAAAAAUCAAUGAUUUCUCUUAAGCUAGUAAUUAUAGUUUUACAGAAUAAUAAAUUAUUGAAAAAGAAUAAGAAAUACUCACUUAAUUAAAGUGGCUUAUUAAUCCCCCUACUCUAUAUCUUUGGAGCACUUGGUAUUUGUCUCAAUGGGACAUUUAUUAUCCUCAACCUAAACUUCAAAUCAAAUAACCUACAUAAGCUUCCUACACUUUAUUUAGACAUUAUAUGACCUUUCUUGAUUGUGCUAUUCUAGAUGUCAGAUUGUAUCAAUUCUCGAAUAGAGAAAUAGUCGCAUCGCUUCUUUAUUUGGUCUUACUUAAAUAAUAUUCUGGAACUACUUAUUCAAGAAUAGUUGAAAAUAAACUAUAAGAUAGAGAUAUUUUAGAUUUUCAACAUAUUUAUAAACCAUUCAUAGAAUUGGUAUUUGGAUUCCAAUUCACACAAUUAGCCAAAUGCAUUAAAUAUCUAACCAAAUUUCUAACUCUUGAUAUUAUAAUUGAUUAGCAUUGCUAGUUCAAAGUUACUGCAGAAAAAGAAUUAGAAGAAGCCUAUGAGUAUUUUUUAUCAAUUCAAACACACAAUCCAGCCAAUCUUUAAUUCAUUAGAAAAUGA